AUGCCAAACCAGCAGGAACAACCCACCAUCGCUCAAAGAGUCAAUCACAUCAGAGAAGCAUGGCAUGAAGGUCGUCCUGCCUACGGCGCCAUCACCAAAGCACCUGGAGCCGGGUUGGUAAGGACUUUAGCUGGUUUGAAGAGAUACGGAUUAGACUUCCUCGUGCUGGAUGCUGAACAUGGUAAUUACGAUGAAAAAUCAUUGUACGAUGCCUAUCAUGCUAUAGCUGCGUUGGGUGUUUCUCCUAUUGCUAGAUAUCCAGGUAUGGGUAGUGAGAAAUGGGGAAUAAGGGUUGCGUUAGAUGCUGGUGCACAUGGGAUCAUGAUUCCUCUGCUUGAAUCAAGGGAACAAGCAGAAGAUGUCGUUCACCGAGCAAAGUUCCCUCCCUUUGGCGGAAGAACUUCUGGUGGCAGUUUCCACACUCAAGCCUUCCACUUGACAGGUCAAGGUGAACCUGCAGGACGAACUUUAACUCAAGAGGAGUACGUCAAGAAUGCCAAUGACGCUACGUUAGUGAUCGCCAUCAUAGAGACCAAAGCGGGACUGGAGAAUAUCGAGGAGAUCGUGCAAGUCAAGGGACUAGACGCCAUCUUCAUAGGACAAUACGAUCUCGCACUCUCCCUCGGGUCUCUGCCUCAAUCCGAUCAAAGGGUCAUAAAUGGUGUGGAAAAGAUAUUCCAAACUUCCAAAAAAGCCGGUAUACCCGUCAUAGCUUGGUCACCAGGUGAUGAAGCCAAAGGUGCAAUUGAAAAGGGAUAUGAAGGGAUCAUUGUUGGUCUAGAUACGACAGUCAUCGUCAAUGCUUUCAAAAAGGAUUUGGCCACAGCUGGUGCACCUGUAAGAUGGUAG
Messenger RNA from Kwoniella botswanensis, 849 nucleotides. RefSeq lists its product as uncharacterized. Gene Ontology annotation, cellular component: cytoplasm. Gene Ontology annotation, molecular function: aldehyde-lyase activity. NCBI's taxonomy places the organism in Eukaryota, Fungi, Basidiomycota, Tremellomycetes, Tremellales, Cryptococcaceae. The coding region runs from base 1 to 849 and encodes 282 amino acids. The transcript is spliced from 5 exons. The record is from RefSeq and is a predicted model, not a curated record.